Diachasmimorpha longicaudata is the source of this 666-nucleotide messenger RNA. RefSeq lists its product as uncharacterized. The record is from RefSeq and is a predicted model, not a curated record. The transcript is spliced from 5 exons. NCBI's taxonomy places the organism in Eukaryota, Metazoa, Arthropoda, Insecta, Hymenoptera, Braconidae. Gene Ontology annotation, cellular component: cytoplasm. Bases 1 to 642 code for a protein of 213 amino acids. Gene Ontology annotation, biological process: intermembrane lipid transfer. Gene Ontology annotation, molecular function: lipid transfer activity.
AUGCCCCCACCGAACCUCUGCAUCAAGGAAAUUAAAAUCCACAGACACUUACUCAAGCACAUGUUUCCCCAAGUUAUUGAUGGACAAAUUGACACUGUCAAGUUUCUCAAUGCGUCGAGAAAUGUCAUUCAAAUCAUUGAUAAAUUUGGAAAGGUUUUCGCAGCCCUAAAGUACGACAUGCAGAACAACAUCGAGAAAAUCUCUCAGAAGUACAACACUGAUAAAAUCAGUUAUGGAACACUUCAGAAUUUGAUUUUGAUGGAGAAGGAGACAGGGAAGACUGGAGUUGCUGCCGAUGCUCUACUCUGGCUCGCGAGAGAAUUGAAGAUGAUCCAGAUACUGUUUGAUAAAAUGAUCAAAGGUGAGAGAACAAAUUUGCCGACUGAGGAUCUCCUUCCGAAAAUCAAUGAGGCGUAUGCGGAAGUCAUGGGAGCACAUGAGUGGAUGGCGCAGCAAUUGUUUUCAUUGUUGGCAAAAGUAACCCCCACACGCACUCAACUGCUCCUAUCGCUAGCUGAAAACACCCCAGACGUUGAGGAGACAACGAUAAACACCUUGGACAUAAUUUCCAAGCAAUUGCAAUCGAAUUUAAUAAUUCUCAAAAGUUUUUUGUACGACAACGACAUAGGGCAUGUGCUGUAAAAUAAAAAUCGAAAGCUAUCGAAU